AGUGGUGCGCUGUCGAUGGCAUCGGAAGGAGAAUCGACGGAAUAGAGGACAAGAGGCUGGGGCCGCUGUGCCAACAGCAACCUCAUCCCUCGCGAGUCUUUGGUUUUCAGACUACAAGAUCAUCAGGCCCCGAAGCAGAGAACAGCAACUACACUGCAACGGACAGACAACUUCUCCAAGCCCUAUUAUCCUCUUGUUGAUCAGAUCAGACAAUCCGAUACACAUCCUCCCUCGUCUCUUACUUCCCGUUAGUCAAAGAAAUGAAACCGACUCCUCUCGUUCUCCUUUCCCUCGGCGUCCUAGCCGGUGCUGCCCCUGCCGCGGAUGGCCCUCUCAACCAACGGGCUACCGAGGGCAAAGGCCUUGCCCUGCGAUCUCGGGAGUCUGAUGUCAUUGGCGCCGGCAUUGCAGAGACCAAAGUCAACCGCUCUCUACGCCAGACAGCCAGUCUAAAGGCCCGUCGGCGGCGGUACCGCAUCCAGCGCCGCCGUCCCGAUGAUGAUGACUCGGGCGACGAGAACACGACCGACGAUGAGGCCAGCAACCCAGUCGACGACAACACGGAUAGCGACACGGAUAACGAUACCGAUGUCGACACCGAUGUCGACACUGACAAUGACGAUCCUCACCCAGGCCCGCCUCCCGCGGUCUCGGACCACGCACCUCCCAACCCCCCCGCCCCUACCUUUGCGCCGGGCCACGAGGACACCGAUACCGACAACGACGGCCACACGACGUGUGAAGACGACGACGACGACGACGACGAUGACGAUGACCGUCGUGUGUGCACCAGGAGGCCGGCCGUUUCGGUGCAGCCGACGCCGACCGCCGCCGCCGAUGGCAACAACACCGAUCAGGAUACCGAUACCGAUGCCGAUUCUACGGACUGUGACACCGACACGGAUGACGAGGAUCGUCGGUGUAGGUCGACGACGACGAUGACCCACGUCAGCACCAUUCUCAACCCUACCAACACGCUGAGUGUGACGCCGACGCCGACGCCGACGCCGUCCGAUGCGAAUGACGGCGAUGACUCUGAUGAUGAACCGGACCUUCCUACCAGCGGUGCGGAGAAGAUGGACCCCUACAACCUUCGGAACGCUGCUGUCCUUGCUGGAGUUGUUGCUGCAGCGUUGGCCAUUUAGUCUGGUUGUGUCAGUGUGCGAGAGGUAGAUAAAGAUGCCUCGGAUACCCUUUUACAUGCAUCCGUUGCUUUCUUUUCCUCCUUGUUGUUUUCUUCUUUUUUUAUUUGUUUGGGAUAUGUUGGGAAAGACAUGUUCCUUUGUCCUUGAACACCAUCAUGUUCAAUGUUUUUUUCCACCUGUCUCUUCCUUAUGUUACCCAUAUUGGCUCACGAGAAUGAUGGAAUGUUUUAUGAGUAUACCUAUACCACUCCCUUACAGACCGAGACGUUGAUUUAUAUUUAUUGAUCGGCAGGGUGGCCACCACCAUGAUCAAUAACUACAUGUACCUACCUUAAAAUACUACUGUCCUUCCCGAUUUGGUUCCCACCUGUGAAGCGCCCUGCAUGGCAUCUGGUUCUUAUCUUGCCGACAUAUCCGUGAUAUCCUGGUGGGCUUCUACGAAGGGUCUAGAAUCCUAGACGGUACCCGCUUACCCGUG
Sodiomyces alkalinus F11 is the source of this 1623-nucleotide messenger RNA. RefSeq lists its product as hypothetical. Bases 261 to 1145 code for a protein of 294 amino acids. The transcript has 2 exons. NCBI's taxonomy places the organism in Eukaryota, Fungi, Ascomycota, Sordariomycetes, Glomerellales, Plectosphaerellaceae. The record is from RefSeq and is a predicted model, not a curated record.